AUGGCACCUACCAAACGUUUCUCUGGAAAGUCUGUUAUCAUUACUGGCUCUUCUAAUGGAAUCGGAAGAGCCACUGCCGUUUUAUUUGCCAAACAAGGGGCUCAGGUUACUAUUACUGGAAGAGAUGAGGAGAGAUUGGAAGCUGCCAAGAAGCAAAUUCUGAAGUUAACUAGCAAGCCGAAUGAUUUGAAUGUGGUGGUGGCAAAUUUGACGGAUUCCAAAGGGCUCGAUGACAUUGUGAAUUCCACUUUGACCAAGUUUGGAAAGAUUGAUAUUUUGAUAAACAACGCAGGAGCAAACAUCUCCGAUGGUACUUUAAACACGGAUCAAUCGAUUGAAUUGUACCAGAAAACGUUUCAAAUCAACUUCCAAGCGGUGGUGGAGAUGAUAAAGAAAACAAAAGAGCAUUUGAUAAAAACCAAGGGAGAAAUUGUAAACGUUUCGAGUAUAGCCGGAAAUGAGCAAGCGUUUUCCGCCACUCCAUACUACUGCGCAGCCAAAUCCGCAUUAAACCAAUACACUAGAUGUAUCGCGUUGGAUCUGAUUCAAUAUGGGGUUAGAGUCAAUUCAGUGAGUCCUGGAGUAGUGGUAACUGGAUUUCUAGGAGCAAUGGGGCUGCCAGAUGAGUUUAGAGACAAGGUGACAACAUCUGAUGAUUCCCUUGAGCCGUUAAAUUUCCAGAUGGCCAAUUUUAUGGCAUCCAACAAAGCUUGCAUCCCAGCAGGAUUCUGCGCGAAGCCGAAUGAUAUAGCCGAGAUUAUUCUUUUUUUGUCGGAUCGAAAAAAGUCGCAAUACAUCGUGGGGCAAUCGAUUGUGGCCGAUGGAGGAACAAGUCUGGUUACCGGAAUGACAGCGUUUGAUAUGCAUGAAAUGAUAUAG
Caenorhabditis briggsae is the source of this 879-nucleotide messenger RNA. Gene Ontology annotation, molecular function: oxidoreductase activity. The coding region runs from base 1 to 879 and encodes 292 amino acids. NCBI's taxonomy places the organism in Eukaryota, Metazoa, Nematoda, Chromadorea, Rhabditida, Rhabditidae. The transcript is spliced from 3 exons. The record is from RefSeq and is a predicted model, not a curated record.